Molecule: messenger RNA, 459 nt
Organism: Aedes albopictus (Asian tiger mosquito)
Lineage: Eukaryota; Metazoa; Arthropoda; Insecta; Diptera; Culicidae
Product: U6 snRNA-associated Sm-like protein LSm6
Exons: 2
Coding region: 161-400 (79 amino acids)
Biological process (GO): maturation of SSU-rRNA; mRNA splicing, via spliceosome
Cellular component (GO): sno(s)RNA-containing ribonucleoprotein complex; U4/U6 x U5 tri-snRNP complex; P-body
Molecular function (GO): RNA binding
Source: RefSeq, a predicted model, not a curated record
UAGCCGCCGUCAUCACGGCGGCUGAUUCGUUCUGUCAGUUUUUGUUAUUGUUCAACAACCUGUGUAGCCGCAACGCCGCAUAAAAUCCGUGCACGGACAAAACGUUUAGUUUUUCGCAUAAUUUAGAAUCUUACACCGGUUUUGUUCUAAUUUUUCCAUAAUGUCCCGCAAAGAGGCGCUCUCGCAGUUCAUCAACCAGAUCCACGGUCGCCCGGUGGUAGUCAAACUGAACAGCGGAGUCGAUUACCGUGGUGUGCUGGCUUGCCUCGAUGGCUACAUGAACAUCGCCCUGGAUCAAACGGAAGAGUACGCCAACGGUCAGCUGAAGAACAAGUAUGGCGAUGCUUUCAUUCGAGGUAACAACGUUCUGUACAUUUCGACGCAAAAACGGAGAGUUUAACUUACCGAUAAGAAUGGGGAACUUUCUUUCGUAAUAAAGAACUGUGCGUAAAAGAUUUA